UAUUUAUAAAAUAAGUUCAGGGGUAAUAGGACCUUGAUAUAGUAUAAAAUGUGUCUAUGAGAUUUCAGACAUAGAUUGAAGGGAUAUUUAUGCAUUUUCUCUAAAAUGUCAUGUGUAAUAGAAUACCACUUAUUAUGAAUAGUUGAAAUUACUUUAAGUAAUUUAAUAAAAUAAGAAAUUAUUUUGACGUUUCAUAUUUUCUUACUCAACAUUCAAUGUAGUAAAUAAAUCAUAUAAAUUGAAAUAUGUUUAGUCACAUAUCAUUAAAACCAAAAUAUUGAAAUAAGAAUUUAUCAAUAUUUCAAGUAUAUAUUAAAAGAGGAACAAAAUAAAAUAAUGCAGUAAACAAACAAAACAAAGGUGCGCGCGCAAACAAAAGUUCAAAACGGCCGAAUAAUAACAAUUUAUAUCAAAACAUAGAACAAAGCUGUUUUGUAUUUUUUUUUUUUCUGUAUCAACAAUGCUCCUCUGUUGUAUUCUUCCUUCCACAGCAGCGACAGAUAUUAUCGGAUUUUCCGAUUCUCUAAUUCUUCCAUGUUUAUAAAUCAAAUCAAAUUCUCAAUCUUAUUGCUUCGAUCUCAUCAGGUAGUUUCUUCUUCAUCUUUCUCAAAUUUUAAUUGAAGUUUUUUUUUUUCUUUUGGAGAUCCUGAGAAAAAAGGGUUUUUAAUGGGAGAGAUCGAUACGAAAUCGAUUGAAUCAGUCCAAGCUGCACUUUCAUUGUUCGGAGAGAAAUCCUGUGAUCACAAGAAGAAAUAUAGAUCCACUUCAUGUAUCAAUGAGAUGGAGAAAGAAAAGGAUACAGAAAGUGUGUUGAAAUACUUGGCAAACCUCAAAAUUCAACUUGAGGCGAAGGAUUCUGCACACAAGCAAGUACUUCUUAAGCUAGACCAUCACGAAAAUACAGUUGAUGAACUAUGCACUCUGCUAAUGAGCUCUGAACUCGAAAAGGAGAUUUACAUGAUCGAAUGUAAAGGGUUGAGGUUUCAUGUACAUGAGCUUGAGUCGAGAAUUCAGGAGAUGGAUGACCAACUUUUGGAGUCUGUAAUGAUACGAGAUCAGCUCUCACAUGCCACCGAUGAGUUAAAGGCUACACAAAGAGAACUAGUGACAGCAACAGAUGCUAAGAUUGAAGCCUUGUCACAAGUAGAAGUGAUGGAAAAUGCUUUGAGCAUUGAAAAGUUAAAGACUGAAGAGCUAUCGCGAGAUGUGUCAAAGCUGAACGAGACUGUUGUGCACUUGAGAAUGACAGCUACUACGGCAGAAGAGAACGCUGCGCUUUUGGAAUUAGAAGCAGCAAAUGCAAAGGAAGAAGUGGCUUUUAUGAGGCAUCAAUUGGUAAUGAUGCAGGAUUUAGAGAAUGAGCUAUUGGACAAGUUUGCACUUAUUGAUUCAAUGAAAGCAGAACUCCAAGAAUUGAAAGAACUUCGCGCUUCUACUGAGAAAGCCCCUUCAUUUGCUGCUGCUUCUAGUGAGGUGAAAAAGUUAAAUGAAGCUCUCGAAUUACAAGAGAGAAAGAAUUGGGAUCAGUCCGGUUAUAUCAGUCUAUUGGAAUCAGAACUCAGACAAUUGAAAGGGGAACUGAACAAAGCCAACGAAGAGUCUACUCGUGCUAAUGCAGACUUUGGAACAAUUAACAUUGAGCUGGAUCAGAUUAAAAAGGAAAUGAUUGAGACUAGAGAAAAGGAAUCAGAAGCACAAGUUGAGAUAGCAUUCCUAAAAUCCGAGCUUCACAAAGGGAAGUCGAAAAUUGCAGCAGCAGAAGUUGCUGAUUCAGUAGCCAAGAGUGAGAAAUCAGCUUUACAUCUCGUGCUACAGCAGCUGGCCGUAGAGGCUGAAGAGGCUAAAAACGAAAACAGGAGACUAAAAGAAGCCGGUAAGGCAUUAGAAGAGGGAAAAGGAGAGGCCAAGGAGGAGUAUGAUCAGUUACAUGAUGAGCCAAAUGAAAUUCAAAUACUGAAGAAAGAACUAAAAACAGCAACAGUGAAAAUUAACGAGCUGAGGACGAGAGCUGAGCAGGCGAUAAGCAGAGCUGAGGCAGCUGAAAAGGGUAAAUCGGCACUUGAAAAUCAGAUAAAGAGGUGGAAGGAACAUAAAGAGAGAAAAAAGGCUGCAUUGGCAGCACUUAAAGAGGAGUCCAUUUCCAGAGAAAUCACUGAAUACAAAUCUGAUACUUCUUCGAAAACACUACAACCUCUUGGUAAGGUUCUCAAGAUGAAGUUCUAGUUUUACACCAAUCUAUUGCAUAACUUAUCCAUAUGAAUAUCAAUGAUAUCCACAAUCAUCCUAUGGACGAUAGUAGUACAUAAGUGACGCUUUCCUCUUCAGUACCAAUCAUAAUUACCUCUCGUAAAGAUAGAAGAAAGAAAGCUGUCAUCGGUAUAUCUUUGAAAGCUCAAACGGAGGGAAUAAACAGACUCCUCUAAGGCUACUGAAGCCACUUUAGUGCAAAAAAAGGUUUUUAUGUAAUGUAUAAUUUUGCUAGUAUGAAAAAUGAUAGUACAAUGUGAUUUAUUGAUCUUGUUAUAACUUCUAUAUCACACUCUCUUGUUACUUGUUUUUGGUUUAAAAUUAGAUAUAGUAUUUAAACAUACUAUGUAUGUUGGGAAUGUUAAUACCAACUCAAUGGAGAAAAAGUUAUAAUUAGGAAGAAUUUUAUGAGUGAUUGAAGGGAAGGAUAAUCCU
Solanum lycopersicum (tomato) is the source of this 2682-nucleotide messenger RNA. RefSeq names its product WEB family protein At5g55860-like. Gene Ontology annotation, biological process: chloroplast accumulation movement; chloroplast avoidance movement. The record is from RefSeq and is a predicted model, not a curated record. Gene Ontology annotation, cellular component: cytosol. Lineage: Eukaryota; Viridiplantae; Streptophyta; Magnoliopsida; Solanales; Solanaceae.